Messenger RNA from Heterostelium album PN500, 636 nucleotides. RefSeq lists its product as uncharacterized. NCBI's taxonomy places the organism in Eukaryota, Evosea, Eumycetozoa, Acytosteliales, Acytosteliaceae. The coding region runs from base 1 to 636 and encodes 211 amino acids. The transcript is spliced from 4 exons. The record is from RefSeq and is a predicted model, not a curated record.
AUGCAAGAAAAACAUAAAAGAUAUACAAAAGACUACUCGAGUAGAAGAAGAGAAAAGAAUAUUAAUAGACAUCUCAUAUCUGCUGAUUCGGCUGAAAUGCUGUUGUUUAAUAUUCGUAGCUCAAGUCGUUCUAAUCCAUUGAGAAUAUACGUUUCUCCUGGAACCUAUAACUCAACUGAAAUUAGUAACAUUAACUUUCACUCCAUGAAAACCAGUUUAUAUCAGACACCAAACACUACAGGACAAGUUACAUUUGGUGGAGGAGAUGUUGAUGUAAUCACCAAUAUCCCAUUAAUUCAGUUCGAUGAUGCCUCUACAACCUUUGACAGCUCAAUAGCAUUGAUAGAUAGUAGUUUUGUCAGUGUUGGUGAUAGCAUAGAUCUGUUACUUAUAUUGAGUGGAUCAAUUGUAAUUAGAUUUGUAGAACCUGAACCAUUAUUCACUUAUUGUCUAUUUGAAGGAUCAAAAUUUAACAAAAGUCAAUACCGACUAUCAAACUUUGGUUGGGUAAUUAAGGGACUACCAACAAGAGAGACACAGAAUUUACCAGCUUGGUCAAUAUCAAUCAUUGUAGUUGGUGGUGUACUUUUGAUCGUUUUAUCAAUAGUAUUAAUAAUCAAAUUUAAAAAAAAAUAA